ACUAAUAUCUGAUGGGAUUAUAGUCAUUCUAAUUCAAGCAUAUACGUAAAUAUUAGCCAGAGAAGUCUCAUUCAUAACAGUAUAAUAUUAAUUAUUUAGUCAACAUGGCCAUAUUUUCAUCCUUAGCAGGCUUUUUCAAACGUCACAAGAGAAAGAUAUUAGUUACAAGUGCUGUAACUAUAUCUAUAUACUUCGCCAUUAAUGAGUUUGUUAUAAAGAAGUUUCAAACUUAUCAAAAACAAUUAAGGCAAGAGUUAAUAUUCAAGCAGCAGAUUAAACAACGGUUUAUUCAAACACAACAGGAUUGUUACUAUACCAUAUUGGCAUUACUACCCGUAUUAACCAGCCCCAUUGUUGAAUAUUUACCUAUUGAGUUGAUAACUCAGGCAUUAAGAUUGAAAAAGAACAACAAUGAUAAACCAACUGGUGACAAUUCUUUAACUACGGACAAUUUAAGCUUAUUGGAGAAUAACAACGAUCCUGAAUCUAAGCUUUCCUUCUAUAUGAAUAAGUCGAAAGUUGAACUUUGGAACUUGUUGAAGAUCAAGACUAUAACUAGAAUGUUAACUUUGAUGUAUUCUAUUUCUGGGUUGUUUUUGAUUACUAAGUUGCAAUUGAAUAUUUUAGCACGAAGGGCAUAUUUGGAAUCAGCCAUUUUGAUGGCUGGUGUUAAAGCUACAAACAAUGAUAUUGACCCACAUGAAAACUAUAUUAUUGAACAAAGUUAUCUUUCCUUAAGUUGGUGGUUAUUAAAUAAAGGAUGGUCUAACUUGAAUUCGAUUAUUGAAGCUCUAGUUGUGAAAAAGUUUGAAAAGAUUAACCCAAAGAGUGAACUUACUGUUGGCGAGUUUGAUUCAAUUUUACAAGAAAUUAUUAUCGAAAUUAAUACAAACAACAAAGAGUUUAUCUUGGCUAACAUCUUCCCAAUAAACUACCCCGAUUUGUUGGAAACUAUGCUUAAUACCAACCCUGAUUUGAUGCAUUAUUUGGAUACCCCAGAUUCCAACUUAAUCAAGUUGAUAAAUGAAACCAAUUCAAUUAUGUUGGAUAACGGGUAUGUGUUUGACUUAUUAAACACUUUAAUAUUGACUAAUUUAAAUACUUUAUCCCAAAAUUUAUCAACUGGAUUAGGUGAAGCAUCAGGUAGUUUAUUAUUACUGUCUGCAAAUUUACAAGAUUCACAAAGAUUAGUUGAAAUUCCAAAUAAGCCAUACAAGUUGGCUAGCUUUUUGGCCCAACUUUCAGUACAAAAUGGAACCAUCAUGGAUAACAACAAUAUCAAAUAUGAUGAGAAGGAAGAAGACGAUGAUGACAUUCAAGGGUUUAUCGAUAAGUUGAAUGUGACUACAUUUCCUUCUAGUGAGAAUAGUGAAUUUAGUGGUAACGCAUAUGUGAACAAGAUGAAUGAAUUGCAAGACUUGGAUGAUUUCAGUGCAGGCAUAUAUUCCAACUUUGAAUAGUUGGUGUAGCAAAGUAUACUUAUAUAAAGCGUAGCAAAGAUUAAUACACAAGGAUAUACUUGAAAAGAGUAAUUUCUGAGGGGGAGGGGGCGAACUG
Messenger RNA from Spathaspora passalidarum NRRL Y-27907, 1557 nucleotides. RefSeq names its product Pex3p (gene PEX3). Gene Ontology annotation, cellular component: peroxisomal membrane. Gene Ontology annotation, molecular function: protein-macromolecule adaptor activity. The record is from RefSeq and is a predicted model, not a curated record. NCBI's taxonomy places the organism in Eukaryota, Fungi, Ascomycota, Pichiomycetes, Serinales, Debaryomycetaceae. The transcript has a single exon. Gene Ontology annotation, biological process: protein import into peroxisome membrane. Bases 105 to 1460 code for a protein of 451 amino acids.